UCUAAGUCCACGAAGUCUGACAGGUCACUUUACAAGAUGUUGACUGAGCUCUCUUCCUCUCUCAUCUAAUACUCUACCCCCGUCCUCAUCCCCACUUCCGUCACUCAUCAUGGAACACUCCGCUACUCAACCGCCUCUGCGAAUCAGCACCCGUCGAACGAAUCUGACCGUUGUCCAGGCCAAGGGUAUCGGAACAGUCUCCAGAAAAUUGCGCCCGACCGGUCGUUCGCUAUUGGAACUCUUCACACCCUCGGCGACAGAGACAAAUCAACGCCACAGGUAAGACUGAGCGGAUGUGGGACCUUCC
Messenger RNA from Aspergillus alliaceus, 307 nucleotides. RefSeq lists its product as uncharacterized. The record is from RefSeq and is a predicted model, not a curated record. Bases 110 to 283 code for a protein of 57 amino acids. The transcript has a single exon. NCBI's taxonomy places the organism in Eukaryota, Fungi, Ascomycota, Eurotiomycetes, Eurotiales, Aspergillaceae.